Exophiala dermatitidis NIH/UT8656 is the source of this 198-nucleotide messenger RNA. RefSeq lists its product as uncharacterized. The transcript has a single exon. The record is from RefSeq and is a predicted model, not a curated record. NCBI's taxonomy places the organism in Eukaryota, Fungi, Ascomycota, Eurotiomycetes, Chaetothyriales, Herpotrichiellaceae. The coding region runs from base 1 to 198 and encodes 65 amino acids.
AUGGCCUUGGUGAUGAUCGAAGGCAACUGGAUCGCCCUAAUGCCAAACCCCGAUCAGAGCCUCGGGACACGUAAGGGUGUCUUGGAGGGGGAGGAUAAGGAGCUGCUCCUCGCCUUCGCCCGUAGCCUCUACCAUAGCUCCCUAACAGAGAGGCCGUUUGCCGAAGACCUUCUCGGGCACGGGUUUCUGCACCAGUAG